AUGGCUGGAAGGGGAAGGGGGAGAGGUUCAUCUUUUACAUUUGAUCUUCAAGCAAUUGGCUUCUCAAAAGGAGAAUCUCUGCCAGAGAGUCAGCUAAAACCUAUAGCUACAUUUCCAACUGUAGAGUUCAGACCUUUUCCGCUUCACAGUGGGGAUGAUAUGAAUUAUAUGCUGGCAUUAAAGCAAGAAAUGCGAGGAAACAUGAAAAGACGGCCACACUACAUUGGUGAAGGCAUUGCGAAGCCAAGUGUAGAAAAAUAUCGUACAAAGUACCAUAUCGAAGCAGAAGAAAAAUUAAGUAAGGAAUGGACUCCAGAUUGGCGAGUACUACCGAGAGAAAUGAAGGCUGUGAAAGUGAAAAAGAAUAUAAAGAAACCUAAAAAGAUAAAAGUUAUUAAACCCAUCAGCAAGGAAGAUGUCCUGAAAAAAAUAGAGGAUCUGGAGAAAAAGGGUGAUGACGAAAAAUCAGAUGAGGAAGGAGAGGAGAAAAAAGAGGGUGAAGAGGAGGAAGAGGCAGAGAUUGAGGUUGAGGAUGAGGAGGAACAGGAAGAGGAAAAUGAUUACAUCGCCUCCUAUUUUGAAGAUGGAGAUGACUUUGGUGGAAGUGAUGACAAUAUGGAUGAAGCAACUUACUAA
Messenger RNA from Pelobates fuscus (common spadefoot toad), 636 nucleotides. It is a transcript of the gene POLR3G, whose product is annotated as RNA polymerase III subunit G. NCBI's taxonomy places the organism in Eukaryota, Metazoa, Chordata, Amphibia, Anura, Pelobatidae. Gene Ontology annotation, biological process: transcription by RNA polymerase III. Bases 1 to 636 code for a protein of 211 amino acids. The record is from RefSeq and is a predicted model, not a curated record. Gene Ontology annotation, cellular component: RNA polymerase III complex. The transcript has 7 exons.